This is a messenger RNA of Drosophila willistoni, 9972 nucleotides long. RefSeq lists its product as uncharacterized. Gene Ontology annotation, biological process: calcium ion import; neuronal action potential; membrane depolarization during action potential. Lineage: Eukaryota; Metazoa; Arthropoda; Insecta; Diptera; Drosophilidae. The record is from RefSeq and is a predicted model, not a curated record. Gene Ontology annotation, molecular function: voltage-gated sodium channel activity; low voltage-gated calcium channel activity. Gene Ontology annotation, cellular component: voltage-gated calcium channel complex; voltage-gated sodium channel complex; plasma membrane. The coding region runs from base 241 to 9699 and encodes 3152 amino acids. The transcript has 25 exons.
AAAACACAACAACCGUUUUGAAUUUAAAAUUUCGAGUUUCGGGGUUUCAAGUGAUUUUUUGUAUUGUGAUUUUCUGAAGAGACAUAGGAUAAAAGACCACAAAAGUAACCAAGAAAACAAACAAAAAAACAUAAGAGGAAACAAAAGUUAUCGAGAAAUUGCCACCAAAGGCUAUAAAGGGAAAUGGAAUGACCAGAGCUGCCUUUGGUGGCCCAGACGUUGUUGCAUAGCCAAAGGAAAAUGCUGCAACAAGCGGCCAUUAUUGAGUCAGCAGCAGGAGCAGGCGUUGGCGUAGUAGGAGGCGCACGAGCUAAUCAAACGGCCAACAAUGGGCAGCGGCGACGUGUUGCAGGAGCAUCAGCAGCAGCAACAACCGGCUACAAUAACAACAAUCAUCACCAGCAGCAGCAACAGCAGCAGCACCACCAGAGAAGCAACUCAAAGAAAUUAAACCAAAUGCAUUCCAACGAAGAGCCACCCAUGACAGUGAUUGUCGAUGGGGGCGAUGGCACAAGCGGGGCCGGACAGCAAUCGCAGAGAUCGUCCCGCUCCCAAGGCAGUCAGAGAGUGCGUAAAACGAGUUCCUCCACCAAUGCCAAGGCAUCGACUUUAGUGCGCGCAACUAGUAUAGCAAAUUCAUCCGCAGCGACAGCCACAGCGGCAGCGGCACGUCACCAUCGUCCACAUCGCCAGCCAUCGAAUGCCUCGGCAUCGGCGGCACGAGAUCGCCACCGUGAGCGGGAUCGUGAUCGUGACCGCGAUCGUGAGCCUGCUCCUGUACGUCGUCGGGCGGGUGGUGGCCGACGUCAUAGUGGCGUCUCAUCCACAUUGGGGCCAUUAUCCGGUGGCAAUUCAUCGACCGCUUCCAGUUGUAACGGCAGCUGCAGUUCUGAUGACGGUGACGCCUCAUCGCACACUUCCUCAUCCUCGUCAUCCAGCUCAUCGUCCGGAGAACCAAAUCUACCCUAUCCUGGCUUCCCAGAGAUAUCGAUGAUGGCACUAACUCAGUAUACGCGGCCACGCAACUGGUGCCUGAUGCUCAUUACAAAUCCGUGGUUUGAGCGAGUCUCCAUUCUGGCCAUCCUCCUGAAUUGCAUUACCCUAGGCAUGUAUCAGCCCUGUGUGGACGAUGCCUGUGUAACGAAUCGCUGCAAGAUACUGCAGAUCUUUGAUGACAUCAUUUUUGCAUUUUUCGCUUUGGAGAUGACCAUCAAAAUGGUUGCCAUGGGCAUGUGCGGCAAGAAUACGUAUUUUGCCGAUUCAUGGAAUCGCUUGGACUUCUUCAUUGUGUUAUCCGGUCUGCUGGAAUAUGUGAUGCAUGUGGAGAAUCUCAAUUUGACGGCCAUACGAACGAUACGAGUGCUGAGGCCAUUGCGGGCGAUCAAUCGAAUACCAAGUAUGAGAAUUUUGGUGAUGCUUCUGCUGGAUACGCUGCCCAUGUUGGGCAAUGUCCUGUUGCUCUGUUUCUUUGUGUUCUUCAUAUUUGGCAUUAUCGGUGUACAGCUGUGGGAAGGCAUAUUGCGGCAACGUUGCACUCUAGAUCGAUCGAAGGGCAUGAUAUAUCCCAUAACGAUACCUGAAGUGUACAGAGUUCGAGUCCGAGUUAACUCUUUGUCGCAAUAUUACGAGUUCUCCAAGGAUCAGGAUUAUAUAUGCUCCACACCAAAUGAUUCUGGAAUGCAUCUUUGCGGAAAUUUUCCACCCUAUCGCAUCGGUUCGCUUGUCUGUAAUGACGAAGCCAAACUCUUCGACUUCAAUGAGCCAACAAACACAUCGUGCGUCAAUUGGAAUCAGUAUUAUACAACAUGCCAACCGAGCUUUGAGAACCCAUUUCAGGGCACCAUUUCAUUUGACAACAUCGGCAUGGCCUGGGUGGCCAUUUUCCUGGUCAUCUCACUGGAGGGCUGGACGGACAUAAUGUAUUACGUGCAGGAUGCGCACAGCUUUUGGGAUUGGAUCUACUUUGUGCUGUUGAUUGUGAUUGGCUCGUUUUUCAUGAUCAACUUGUGCCUUGUGGUCAUCGCCACCCAAUUCUCCGAGACAAAGAAACGUGAAAUGGAGCGAAUGAGACAGGAACGGGCCAGAUAUACAUCGACCUCAACAUUGGCCAGCAGUACAAAUAAUUCAGAGCCGGCGACAUGCUAUGCGGAAAUCGUCAAAUACAUAGCCCAUCUCUGGCGACGCUUCAAAAGACGAAUGUUAAAGAAAUAUCAGCGGCAACAGCGCAAAGAGGGACUUUUGCCCAAUGCCGAUAAUCUGACCUUUUCGCCAUCACGCAUCAAAUGCCAUCAUCCAAAGUGCCCUAAGUACAGUGCGCGUAAGCCGUCCAGCAUACAGGAUCAGAUGAUAACUGUUAUGGUGCCCCUGAAUUCCAACAAUAACAAUAACAAUAAUAACAAUAGCAACGGCAACGGCAGCACCAGCAAUGGCAACAAUGCGCCCAGCUGCACCACAGUAGCCCUGGUCAAUGGGAUCAAUGGCAGUGCGGCAAGUGUAACGAUGGGCCCCAUGCAAGGCCAACAGCAGCAGCAUUCCUCAUCCGAAAAUACAGAGCAAUCAAUGGGCGGCGAAGGCUCUGGCCUGGGGCCACGUCAAUCCUCGCUAAAGAAGUCCUAUCACAGUCACAAUCUGCAGCAAUUGAAACCGGAGGGCAGUGCUGCCGAACAGAAGACAAUUCUAUUGAAAUUCCCCCAACAGGUGAUCGAUUCGGAGCAACUGAUGCUGCAGUUGGGAAAUUUGGGCAAGAGUCAUCCCUGCACCUCAGGCUUUCUCAGUCCACCCACAUCGGCCAGUCGUCGUCCGUCGGUGAUGUUCAAUGAAUAUGUUUUACUUCACACACCGCCAGCAUUGAGCAAUGAUGGGCCAAGUGGUUCAUCGGCUGGCUCAACAGCAGCUGGAGUGAUGCCGGCAGCAGGAGCCACAUCCACAUUAUCAGUGGGCGCCAGUACGAAUCUUAAUGGAGGCGGCGGUGCCGGCGGCGGAAGCUCUGCCAGUGUCGGAUCAAUUGAUAAAAACAGUCACAAUAUAUUUUCCACGGAAAAAAUGACACAAGCGGGCGAUGGCAGCAUCUGGCAGGUAAACCUACCGCAAUCCAUUGGCACCAUUGCCAAUGCCUAUACAGAUUGCUCCGAACUGGGUAUACACGAUGCCAUGACUUGUCAAGAGCUUUUAGCAUUUUCUGUGGCCUUCUCGGCAGCCUUGCCAACGGGUCAGAGUACCCUGGAGUCGUUCUACACAUCGCUUGCCCGCUGUGAUCCACACACCGCGGAGGCUCUCAAGCAGCAAGUGGAGCAAGCAGCCUCCCCCAUGCCACCCCCCAUUGUCACUGCCACAACGACAGAUGCAACAACGACAACGGCAGCAGCGGCAGCAGCAGCAGCAGCAGUCGUUUCAUCCAACGAAACGCCGCAAGUUGCAGUUGUGGCUGAUGUUGCAACCCACCACGCCACCAGCACCACUAACACUACAAAUACGGCGAAUCGUCGCAGCAAAGACCAUCAUCAUCACCACAACAAUAAUAACAAUAGCCAAAGUCGCAAUAAUAACAAUGGACACGGUCAGGGGCAGAGUCAUCAUCGCUCCCGUGGAGGAGGUGGCGGUGGUGGUGGUCAUGCAUCGGCUGCCACCUCGGCUGUUGCCCCCAUCACGGGCAACUAUAUGGAAGACUAUGCCUGCUGCUACGAUCUCUAUCAGAAUGCUCUCUCCCCUCUCGACGAGCGCCAGCGUCAGAGAUCACCGGCCAUGCGGUGUCUAAUUGCUGUCUAUCGUUGCUUAUCGCGAGUCUGCAGCUGGAUAAGGCGCUACAUCCGACGAUUGGUCGAACACAAGUACUUCCAGCAGGGCAUACUGCUCGCCAUAUUGAUCAACACCCUGUCCAUGGGCAUAGAGUAUCACGAUCAACCAGCCGAGCUUACAGCAAUUGUGGAGACCAGCAAUGUUGUCUUUUCCGGCAUCUUUGCCGUCGAAAUGCUACUCAAGGUGGUAGCCGAAGGACCGUUCCGGUAUAUUGCCAAUGGCUUCAAUGUGUUUGAUGGCAUAAUUGUCAUACUCAGCGCCAUUGAAAUAUGCCAACAAUUUGUUGGCAAUGGCACUGGAGGCGGCGGUUCCGGCUUAUCCGUUUUACGUACCUUCCGCCUAUUACGCAUACUGAAACUAGUCCGUUUCAUGCCCAAUCUGAGAAGGCAAUUAUUUGUCAUGCUGCGCACCAUGGACAAUGUGGCCGUCUUCUUUUCCCUGCUGGUGCUCUUUAUAUUCAUAUUCAGCAUACUCGGCAUGUAUCUGUUUGGCGGUAAGUUUUGUAAAUUUUUGGACGAAUCCGGACUCGAACGUGAGUGCACAUGUCCCGAAAUAAUCAGCCGUCAUCCGCAAUGUGAGUGCGAUCGCAAACACUUCAACAACAUUUUGUGGGCCACAGUCACAGUAUUUCAAAUACUCACACAAGAGGAUUGGAACGUCGUCUUGUUCAACGGCAUGGAAAAGACAAGUCAUUGGGCCGCAUUGUAUUUUGUGGCCCUAAUGACAUUCGGCAAUUAUGUGCUAUUUAAUUUAUUGGUGGCCAUUUUGGUUGAGGGAUUCAGUUCAGAGCGAAAUGAACGUCGCGAGCGUGAACAACGUGAAUUGGUUAAAAAACUUCGCGAAGAAACAUUGGCCGAAAAUUAUAGCGAUGGUAUGUACGAUGAAUCGCGUAGCGAGGCGGAUUCAUCGACAACUAACGAUAGUUACUACGAGGUACGCAAUCGCUGGCGUAGUGCCGAGGAUGUGCGCAAGCUGCAGGACUCGGCCGAGCUGAUCAUCGAGGCCAAGAGCAAUAUGCAUCGUCAGCGGCUGCUGCAGCCGACCCAAGACUAUCAGAUAAAUGAGCUUCCGUCGUCGCAGGGCGGCAUGGCUGCCGCCUCUGGCCUGGCCGAUGAUGUUGCCGGCAGCAAGCUAAUGUUACACCAUGGCAUGGAGGAUGCCAAGCCACGGGGCGGUCUCAAAAAGACAUACUCCAUCAAGGACAGGCGGGGCGAUGCUUCGCGCCUCUCCAAAAUCCGGUUGGUACGCGAACCGCCCAUCAUCACAACAACGGCAGCCACGCCACAGGACUCGCCGAGCACCACACUAGAUCCGAGCAUGAGUUUUCGACAAUGGGGCGAUGUUGAGCCGCCCUGCUCACCGUCCCCAUCUCUGCUGAAGCCGCCAAACAUUUUCAGUGGCGGACAAAGGACACUGGACGAGGGCCUGCCAGUGCCAGCCAUCGAUCUGAUACCACCUUCGCCAGUGUUGGCCCACAAGCCGUUGAAUAUUCUUAAUGCCAGCCAACUGCAAGGACAUCCCGGAUCUGUGGGUGGAUCGGCACUGGCAUCGUCGGCGAGUAGCGGCAUUGCCCAAUUGCCUAGCACCUUGGCCAACAGCAUGCACAGCGUGAUUAUCGAUGAUAUUUCGAAGAACUCCAAUACCACUGUGGCAGCAGGCACACCCAUUUAUGUGCCCACCAUAUCCUCGACGGCAGCCACACUGCAGCCGGCGGUUGACAGUCAUCAGGGUCACAGUCACAGUCUCAGUGAUCUGUCGCCAUUGACGGUUUCUCUCACGGGUUCGGUUAGUGUCAGCUCCUGUGCGGGUGGUGGUGCAUCCACCAGUGGCAGUUCCUCCAGCGAACGAUUGCCACCAAUUGCCGCACCACCCACCACGAACAGUGGCAGCUUCAAGCAACGCUUUCGACGCAGUAGCUCCAAGAAACGUCCGCAACGGCUGCAGGAGGAUAGCGCAACGGGUGGAGGCAUCACUGUGCCCGAUGAGGAGGACGAGCAGCAGCAGUUAAACAACGGCACCGACAGCAGUUGCCUGAUGCGGGGCUCAGGUGGUCCUCUCGCCAGCCCCCUUCCCCAAGGGCCCUUGGCCCAUGGCUCCAAAGACACCAAUCGAUUAAGUCCACAGAAUUCCAUACGUCGCCUGUCCAACACCUUGAGCAUUGGCAGUGGUCCAGUGGGCAGUCGACGGGCAUCAGCCUGCAUAUUCAACUCGCAGGUCUACCAGAAUCUAAAUCAGCCACCCAAACUGCGAGCCGGAGCUGGCCAACGAAGGAUGAGCUCCAUCGAGUUGGCGUUCAGCAAAACGUCGCACCUCAAUCUUCAUAAUUUGGAGGCGAAUCGAAAGUCCCUAUCGUAUACCAACUCAAAACUAGAUCUGGACAAAUGGAAUAAGUCCUAUGGCAAUCUCAAUGAUCCGGACAACAUGUUACAGCAGUACAUGGAGGCAAGGGAUAAGCGCAAAAACUCGAUUAGCCAUUAUAAUCUCAAGAAGCGACUAGAGGAAAAGGAACUGCAACAAUUGCAGCAAUUGCAUCAGCAAGAAUUGAUGCAACAGCAACAGCAGCAAUGCCAGCAGCAACAGGACUCUCAUCAAAUGUCAAUGAUGAUGUCCAGUGGUCAGUUGCAUCCACAAUAUUCCAUGGUUCCUUCCAGUGGGGAGCAUGUGUCCAAAUUAAAGAUACUUAUCAAUCGUCUAACGCCCAAACAUUUUACCGCCGAACGAGAGUCAUACUCCAUGUACAUUUUUCCGGAGGAGAACAGGUUCCGGCAAAUCUGCACAUGGUUCGUGAAUCAGAAAUGGUUCGACAAUGUUGUACUGCUUUUCAUUGCACUCAAUUGCAUUACAUUGGCCAUGGAAAGACCAAAUAUCCCUCCAAGCAGCACCGAAAGAUUGUUCCUGUCAACAGCCAAUUACGUGUUCACCGUUGUCUUCACUGUAGAAAUGUUUAUUAAGGUAGUUGCCACGGGCAUGUUUUAUGGUACGGAUGCAUAUUUUACAUCCGGUUGGAAUAUCAUGGACGGAUCUUUGGUUACCAUUUCGAUAAUUGAUUUGUUAAUGUCAUUGAUUAGCGAAUCGAGUCCAAGGAUAUUUGGGAUUUUAAGGGUGUUUCGACUACUUCGUUCCCUGCGGCCACUGCGAGUGAUCAACCGCGCCCCGGGUCUGAAACUAGUCGUGCAAACGCUCUUAUCGUCCCUGCGUCCCAUUGGCAACAUUGUGCUGAUUUGCUGCACCUUCUUCAUCAUUUUCGGCAUCCUGGGCGUUCAGCUAUUCAAGGGGACCUUCUUCUAUUGCGAGGGCGAGAACAUCAAGAAUGUGCGCACGGCGGCCGAGUGCCGCAGCAUACCGGGAAAUGUGUGGACGAAUCGCAAAUACAAUUUCGAUGAUCUCGGCAAGGCAUUGAUGUCUCUGUUCGUGCUCAGUUCGCGUGAUGGCUGGGUGAACAUCAUGUACACAGGACUGGAUGCGGUCGGUGUCGAUCAACAGCCUAUUGUGAACUACAACGAGUGGCGUCUCUUGUACUUUAUUGCAUUCAUUCUGCUGGUGGGCUUCUUCGUGCUCAACAUGUUUGUCGGUGUCGUUGUGGAAAAUUUUCAUCGGUGUCGCGAGGAGCAGGAGAAGGAGGAGAAGAUUCGCCGAGCUGCCAAACGAGCCCUACAGAUGGAGAAGAAACGCAGGCGCAUGCACGAGCCGCCGUAUUACACGAAUUACUCGCCGACUCGCAUGUUCGUUCACAAUGUUGUAACAUCGAAAUACUUUGAUCUGGCAAUAGCAGCUGUCAUCGGUCUGAAUGUGGUGACCAUGGCCAUGGAAUAUUAUAGAAUGCCUAAUCCAUUGAAAUAUGCGCUGAAGAUCUUCAAUUAUUUCUUCACGGCGGUGUUCAUACUUGAGGCGAACAUGAAACUAGUCGCAUUGGGAUGGAAGCUGUAUUUAAAAGAUCGCUGGAAUCAACUGGAUGUCGGCAUUGUCUUACUCUCCAUUGUGGGCAUUGUGCUGGAGGAAUUGGAAACGAAAUUCAUACCCAUCAAUCCCACCAUCAUACGUGUGAUGCGGGUUCUGCGCAUCGCCCGUGUUCUGAAACUCCUCAAAAUGGCCAAGGGUAUACGCGCCCUGCUCGAUACCGUUAUGCAGGCCCUACCCCAAGUGGGCAAUCUCGGAUUGUUGUUCUUCCUGCUAUUCUUCAUAUUUGCGGCAUUGGGCGUGGAACUGUUCGGCCGACUCGAGUGCUCCGAUGAAAUACCCUGCCAGGGCUUGGGCGAGCACGCGCACUUCGCCAACUUUGGCAUGGCUUUCCUCACAUUGUUUCGCGUAGCGACUGGCGAUAAUUGGAACGGCAUCAUGAAGGACACGCUGAGGGAUAACUGCGAUGACGCGGCUGAUUGCGUACGCAAUUGCUGCGUCAGCUCGGUCAUUGCUCCCAUAUUCUUUGUGAUAUUCGUGCUAAUGGCGCAAUUCGUUUUAGUGAACGUCGUCGUGGCUGUUUUGAUGAAACAUCUCGAGGAGAGCCACAAGCAAAUGGAGGACGAGCUCGAUAUGGAGGUGGAGCUCGAGCGCGAGCUGGUGCGUGAACAGGAAUUCGCCCAGGAACAGAAGCUGUGCCAGCAGCUGGCGGAGGCGCAAGCGAAGGCGCCAGCUCCCCCGCGCCCCCUGGCCAAGGUUAAAUCGCUGCCGAAGAAUUUCAUCUACAGCACACCGUCGCUGGAUAAGAAAUUCCCUCCACUGACCCUAGCGGGCAGCCUCAACAGUACCGGUGGUAACACAAACACGGGCAGUCCGGGACCGAACCAAGGCCAGACGGGUGCGGCAACGGGAGCGGGAGCUCGCCGCCAAACCGUACAGUACUUCAAUCAGCCACCAUUAAGCAAUGGCCUCGGCCUAAGUCUGGCCGAAAUGGGCGGCACGCUGUCGCCUCAGGUGCUGGGCUCGCCCUUCGGUGGCCUUUCGACGACGGCAGGCGCAGCCUCAAUAGCUGCUGAGUCAGCGAGUCUGCAACUGCCGCCGUUGGGACGCCGCGGGCGACGCGCCUCGGCCGCAGCCGGCUUCCGUAAGCGCGGCGUGCUGUCCAAAGAACGCUCGCUGGACGAGCAGGCCAUUCGACGACGCAAUCUGGAGGCCAAGCGCACCAGCUGCGACUCGCUGCCCUGGGGCGGGGACGCCCUCGACUGCAGACGGGGCACGAUCUUCGAGAGCCUCGAGUCGGAAGCAGACAUACGAAGCAUACGCAGUGCGGAUGUGACGCGACAUAGUGAACCAGACGAAUCUCUAGCUGUGGUCAGUAGCAGCAGCACUAGCAUACCAGCUUCACCCACACCUACACCUACGCCCACGCCCAUGCCCAUACCCAUGGCGUUGCCGAUUGGCAUGCCCAUACUUACACCCACCACACCGAUAAGCAAUCAACCGCCACCACGUCGACCCUUUGGCUGGUCACAGUCUGUGGAUCAAGGAUGCGGUCGGAGCAGCCUCUUGCUCUCCGUGCCACGCUCAAUGCCGCCCAGGAGUCGUAGUGGCAGCACCAAACAGCUUUUCAAACAACAAGCCCUAGACGAGGACGCGGAUAUGGAUGAGAGUUCGCUUCUGCUACCCACACUAAGUCUCAGUGGAGGCGGUGCUGGUGCAGGCGGCGGCAGCAGUAGCAGCAGCGGUGGCGGCGGAGGAGGAGUCGGAUCGGCCACUAAUCUUGAGGAUUCAAGUGCUCAGACAGCGGAGAUUUCCCCAGCCCUGACCAAAUCCGAUUCGGCCGAUAUUUUGCGCAUCAUUAGCGAGCGUCGUCGCAUGGAUCAGCGGGAUCAGCAACAAGGCGGCGACAGCGGCGGCGCCGGAGGCAAUGACAUCGAGAACGAGGACAGAGACAAUGACUACAACGAGUUGUUGCUCGUCAAGUCUCCGCAAUCGUCAAUGGACUAAUGAUACAAUAUAUUAAACUCCACCUUUCUGAUAUCCUGUCUUGCUGUCUGUCACUGUCUCUGCAAACCUUAGGGAAUUUUCUAACACUGAAACUUAAAUGUAACUAUGUAUAACUACCAUUUAAUCGAUAGGCAAUAGCAUUAACAAAUAACGAUAACAUUAUCGAUAGCCAUAAACUAUUACAACUACAAUGUGAUAGGAAAUCAAUUGGAUUUGAAUAGUUAAAAAACACGAAGAAAAUAAAAACACAAAAAAUAUGAAUUUGCUAUUGAA